Messenger RNA from Acanthoscelides obtectus, 2697 nucleotides. Lineage: Eukaryota; Metazoa; Arthropoda; Insecta; Coleoptera; Chrysomelidae. The record is from the annotation of a GenBank genome assembly.
GGCAUGCAAGACCGUCUGUGGAUGGCUUUAAGUAGUUCCCCGCGUCGGCGUUCUCCGAACAGAUGACAGAAACGUCAUUUAAGAAUGUGAGGUUAUGCAUAAUGAGCUCAAAACGCGUUUACAAGCUCAUGCAAGAAGUUUGUACUAAAGCGGUCAACGUAACUAACGAAACAGCUUCACACGUGUGGCGUGGGUUCGCAACGAUGGCAUCUGAUCCGAAAAAUGUUCGAAUGGCUAGAACAAUAGGUACCCACAGCGGUGUAUUCCACUGCGACGAAGCUCUAGCCUGUUAUAUGUUAAAGCAACUUGACGAGUAUAAGGAUGCUGAUAUUAUUAGGACCAGGGAUCCAACUGUUCUAGAUACCUGUGAUAUAGUAGUUGAUGUAGGAGGAGAGUACAGUCCAAAAAGAAAUCGAUAUGAUCACCAUCAGAAAAGUUUUGAAGACACACUUAGCACUGUUAGACCAGAUCUGGCAAAGAAUAAACUAAUAAGAUUGAGCUCUGCCGGGUUAGUAUAUGCCCACUUUGGUCUUGAAGUGAUUUCAUCGAUACUUAAAAAAAACACUAUUAAUCGAAGCAGUGAAUGUUUAUCACGUAUUUACCUGUAUAUUUAUGAGGGUUUUGUGGAAGAGUUGGAUGCUAUUGAUAAUGGCAUCCCAAUGUAUAGUGAAGGUAAACCUAGAUAUAGAAUCAAUACUCACUUGAGUGCAAGGGUGCACAGGUUAAACCCAGAAUGGAAUUCCCCUGAACAGGAGCCAACUGACAAACUAUUUAUGAAGGCUGUUGGAAUGGUUGGUGAGGAAUUUACCGAGAGAGUGUUAGAAGCUGCUAAUGUUUGGUGGCCAGCCCGAGAAAUUGUGAGGAACGCCAUUGAAAAGAGGCACGAAGUUCAUAAAGGUGGAGAGAUUAUACUUCUUGAAGAGAGGUGCCCUUGGAAGGAUCACUUGCUAUCACUUGAAGAAGAAAUGGGAAUAGCUGGAGAAAUAAAGUUUUGCAUCUACCACGACAAAGGCGAAUCUUGGAGAGUGCAAGGAAUUCCAUUACAGCCCGACAGUUUUAUUUGCAGAGUGUUUCUCCACAAGGAUUGGAGAGGCGUCAGAGAUGAGGAGCUGAGCGAUAUAGCGGGGAUAAAAGGUUGCAUAUUCUGUCAUGCCACAGGAUUUAUCGCCGGAAAUAAGACUAAGGAGGGUGUCAUGCAGAUGGCGCUGAAAAGUCUUGCGGCAAAUGUAUCUGAUAGGGAAUAAAAUAUACUAGAAUUACUUCGAUUCAUAGAAUUAUGGGUGCUGACUUCAGAUCAUACUUAAACGAUAACGUUAACCUUGACAUUUACGUCAAUGACAUGAUAUAUAAAUGACAAGGAUAACGCGUUUUUGUAUGUCUUGAAGGCAUUACCUAUAACUUCUGUUCUGUCCGUUAUUCUGCCCACCACGACAUGUCCAUGACAUGGAUAACGUUCGACAUACGACCUACGUUUUAUUAGCAGCAUGAUAAAUGUCAGACAAGAUAAACGUUAACGUUUGCCAUUAAGCGAUUACCCAUAACCUUUACUCCCUCUCUCGUUAGUGCCGAUAUUCAGGGCCAACUUCAAAUACAAAUUCUUUAUUUUCCUGUUGAUGUUUCAAAAACAUCUAGAAAUUGUCAAUGCAGCUUAAACUAAGGACAAAAUAACAAUGUAGUAAAACAACAGUGAAUUAUCCACACUUCAAACACCAGUACCUACAGGGUGACUUUGAAGUUGAGUCAUUAAUUUUCAGAUAAUGAUUGUAGAAGGAAGAUAAACCAAAAUAUGUGUGUAAAAAUAAAAAAAAUAUGUUACCUUGUUUUAUAAAGUAUCCUCCCGACAAGUAUUUCAGUGCGGACCUGUAUUUGAUCGUGCGGACUUGGAGCACCGGCAUGCCCUGCCCUGUGAGGUCUUGAGUCACCUGAUUCACGAGCCCUUUGUACUACAUUAACAAAAGCACGAGGGGUUGGUUGCACUCGAUUGGGAAACCGAUCCGCAUAAAUCCGUGAUGCCGCGUAAAUAAGAAUCGUGUCCACAAGUUCAGCAUUUUCGUAAACAUGUGCCAUUUUUGAUUUCGUUUGAGCCACGCAACAGACACCACUAUUCACUCACGCGUUACCGACUGCACUGACUGUAUACAACUGAAUAAAAUAAUUGUAAAAACAUCGUUCCAAAUUCUUUCGCUUUUUUGUUUCCGACGCGAUGAACCGAUAAGCGGAUUAUAUACGUUGUUGCCAAACACGAGCACAUAAUAUUAUUAUUGAGACAGGGCGGUACUCAAACUUCAAAAGGGCUAUAACUUUGUUACUUUAAUUUUACCAGAAAAAUGGUAAAGGAAAAAAACAUUUCUUUUGAUCAGAUCUACUCACUGUUAAAAUAAAUGACUCAACUUCGAAGUCACCCUGUAUAAGAAACUCUUCAACGCCAUAAAAACACUGAUCGAUCAGAAACUUUUUUUGUUGACUUGUGGCAGCUGAUUUGGCGGAAAUGCAAUCUUUCAGUGAGGAGCAUGAUCGAUAUAUAUGUAGACAAGUUAAAAAGAAAGAUAUGGUAACCGUAACUAUUGCAAUGGGUGAUAUUCUACAAACUGCCACCUACCGCUCUAAGAACCUACAAACGGACAAUGGAUCGGAGCUCUACAACAGCAAAUUUUCCGCUCUGAUGCAAAAGUAUGUAACUAAUAAUUAUUCUAUAUA